AUGGAAGGGUCUCACGGAAAGAUGGUGAAAGGAAUGGGAGGGGCUAUGGAUCUAGUGUCCAGUGCCAGAACCAAAGUAGUGGUCACCAUGGAACAUUCUGCAAAGGGAAAUGCACAUAAAAUCAUGGAGAAAUGUACAUUACCUCUAACAGGAAAGCAGUGUGUCAACCGUAUCAUUACUGAAAAGGCUGUGUUUGAUGUGGACAGCAAGAAGGGUCUGACUCUCAUUGAACUCUGGGAAGGCCUGACAGUGGAUGACAUAAAAAAGAGCACUGGGUGUGAUUUCACAGUUUCACCAAAACUCAUACCAAUGCGGCAGAUCUCGACUUGAAAUGUGUAGUAAACCGUUGUUCUAGGCCGUGUGCUCUUCAUUUUAACCACGUAGGAGUUUAUUAGAAGGACAUCAGUAAUCAUAAUUGUAUAUCUUACAAAGUUUUUGUCUGGUUUUCUUGUAGCAUCUUACUGCUUUUAUAGCCAUAUAGAUUUUGUUCUCUCCAGCAUGCUAUGGCAUUUUAAUGAAUAACCAAAAGGAAAAAUAUAUAUGCUUAGCUUAUUCGUUUUAUAAGUUCUGAGAAGGUCAUAUUUACAGUUGGUGCUCACAUUGGAUUUAUCUUCAUCUUCUGUGGUAGAUACAUUAAAUUGUGCACAAUUUGUACCAAGAUGGGCCUUUAGGGAGAGUUUCAUUGGUAUACUUUCCCUCCUAACUAAAUCAUGACAUGUAGAAAAAAAGGAAGAGGGAAGAGAAGAACUCCACUCAGAGAAUACCCAGGGCAGCAUUGUUCUAGUUCUGAAAGAUAACAUUUGUGUGGAUUGAAUUAGGAGAAAUGUUGUCUUAAAGAUUAGGUUUUUCCUUCAGCCUUCUUUGUCUUUUCUUUUGGAGCCUCUGACUUUGUGAUUACAUCUUAGUGCAUCCCUUCUCCCUCCCCACUUUUGGUAACUAAAAUAAAUGCCCAAGAAGGCAAACAGGAGCAUCUCUGUGUGAGAGAAGUAACCUGGUUUGUGGGAGAGACCGAAGGGUGUAGAGUCUAUUGGUGCUGACAUCCAACCAAGAAGUUGCCUUUAUAAACAAACCAAAUAACUACCUGUGCUUUGCCAAAGAUGACAGUUUUUUUUUUCUUUUUUUAGGAAGGCUAACUGAUUAGUCAGUUUUCUCAUUUUCAAACAGUGCAGUGUUCCUGUAUAUCCAGAAAGAUCCUUAGAAGUCUUUCUCUAUGGUAUUGUGGGCUUCUUGUAUAAUACCUCCUCUUAAGCUAAGAGGAGCUGUGGGGCAAUUUAUCAUGAACCUGCAGUAACAAUGACAGGAGAGGUUUAGUUUUUCUUUUUUUCAAGAAUUCAUUCUUUUCAGGGUCUCUUUUUUCUUUUUGGGAAAGUUUCUAAAUAUUGAAUGCCUUUUUCUACAGAACAGUGUUCUUUCUUCUACCCAGGCUUCUUGCUUGAACAAAAUACUUUUUAUUCAGCUUUAUCAAACUAGGGAAAAUAAUGAUAAGCAAAUCCAGGAUUUGAAGUGCAGUGAACUUCCUCCUUAGGAAAUAAACAUGGUAGAUUAGAUUUUGUAAGGACCUUCUCCUCUGAGGUAUCCUCAGUUAUCAAACAGUUCCCCAGGGGCUCUACCAAGCGUCCUGGGUAUCAAAUUGGAGAGAAGUCCAGGCACCCUGAAGACAGGCCAGAUUGCUGUCCUCUGGAUAGAGGUACGCAUGUUACAGUACAAUAUAUCAUUCCUCUCAUGCCAGAUACAGGCAUUUCUGCAAGUUUUUAGCUAAUGGCUGUCAUUAAAUUCACUUUCUCUUCAGAUACAGCUACAGUUCUGUCAUUUUAGAGGAAAGAGAGAAGCACACUCCAUAUAUAAAAUGGUCUUUCUGGCUGGCUGCAUGUUUGAAAGCUUCCUCUCCCAAUACUGGUAAAAUGGACUUUCUAGAGAAUUUUCAUGGUCUGGAGAAUAAUUUGCAUCUGUGUUAGAGUAAUGGUUUGGAAAAUGUAUGAUAUUGAUGGUUGCUCUUUUUGUAAACGUCUUCUGUGAUUCUAAGAAAGCUCCUCAUGUUGAGUGGCAAAUUCUAAGUAGAUUACUUUAUGUUCUUGUUUAAAGAGUACCAUAGGUGUUAGGAAAUGCAUUAAGAACCACAAUAAAUAUUCCCAAUGGAUGUCGAUCA
Molecule: messenger RNA, 2146 nt
Organism: Odocoileus virginianus texanus
Lineage: Eukaryota; Metazoa; Chordata; Mammalia; Artiodactyla; Cervidae
Source: RefSeq, a predicted model, not a curated record